GUUUCAGAGAAGAACCUGCCGUUUUAGCUGUUUGCCGAUGUUGUCGAUAAGCAUUAAGCCUCGUCUCGGAGGUGAGCUUACGAUCAGUCCAAUGACAGCCAACGUAGCCUUCGGGUGCUUGUUACCAAAUGCUGGUAUGACGGGUUGACCUGCAACUUCCACGCUCUUGCAUCAUAUUCAAAACAUUGGGGGUUAGUCGGCACGUAUAAUAUGCCGACACCCUGGAUACUAUGUUCCUACGUGCCGGAAUUUUCUGAACGACACUUUUGCCAACAUGUCGACCGACGAGAAGCGUGUGGACGACCAAAAGGCUGGUGUGCCUGGUGCCUCGACUCCAUCUGACUCGGAUUUUGAAGUUCUGCCUGGUACCAUCAACGAGAAGAAGUUGUUGCGCAUGCUCGAUUUAAGACUACUUCCUGCAGUAUCAGUGUUAUACCUCCUCAGUUUUCUGGACCGGAGUAACGUUGCCAAUGCGCGUAUCGAAGGACUUACGGCCGAUCUGGGCAUGACCGGCAACGAGUAUCUCACGGGACUAACACUAUACUUCAUCGGUUAUGUUCUAUUUGAGCUACCGUGUAACAUUGUACUAAAACGGACGACACCUAAAUUUUGGCUUCCGACAUUGACUGUGGCCUGGGGGAUUGUCGCGACCCUCAUGGGUGUGACGCAAAACAAGGCUGGCUUCUUCGCCGUGCGCUUCUUCCUUGGCGUCGCUGAGUCCGGACUCUUCCCUGGUGUCGUAUACUACCUUAGCAUGUGGUAUAAGCGGGAGGAACGGCAAUACCGCAUCUCGCUUUUCUUCAGCUGCGCCUCCUUGGCUGGUGCGUUCGGUGGAAUCUUAGCAUGGGGCAUCAGCCACAUGCGUGGAGUUGGCAACUAUGCUGGAUGGAGAUGGAUUUUCAUCUUGGAAGGGUUGCUCACCAUCGUCAUUGCAGUUGGCGCAUACUGGUUCAUCUCCAACUAUCCGGAUACUGUCUCCUGGCUGUCGAAAGAAGAGCGCACGUUCAUACAGGCCAGACUCAAGGCUGACAGCGAUUCAACGAACAACGAGAAGUUCCUGUGGAGUGAUGUCGUAGAUGCUCUGAAGGAUCCCAAGGUCUGGCUUUAUGGUGCUGGCUUCCACACCAUGAGCCUACCUCUGUAUACCUUGUCUCUGUUUUUGCCGACUAUCAUCCGUGACAUGGGUUAUACAUCCGCUCAGUCGCAGUUGUUGACCAUACCGCCAUACGCCGUAGCUACGAUAUUUACCGUAUUUUGGGCCGUGUGGUCAGAAAAGACAAAGCAGCGUGGCCUCUUCAUCACAGCAACAUCUGCGUUUGCAGUGAUUGGAUAUGUAAUUCUCCUUGCAAACAAGAAUCCCACCGCCAGGCCUGGUCUAUCAUACGCCGGGACAUUCCUCGCAGCAGUAGGAAUAUACCCCUCGGUUGCUCUGGUACUGAGUUGGCCUGCCAUCAACGUAUCCGGACAGACCAAACGUGCGACCGCCAACGCCAUGCAGAUUUCGAUCGGAAACCUUGGAGCUGUAUUGGGUACGCAGCUGUACAGACCUAAAACGGCUCCUCGAUACGUCCUGGGUCACAGCUUUGCGCUUGGCUAUCUGGUCAUGAAUAUCAUUGUCGUCAACGUGCUAUGGUGGAGGUUGAAGCAGGAAAACAAGAAAAAACAGCAGUUCAUCGCUGAACACCCUGAGACGAACGACUUCCACGAUACUGAAGAAGACCUGAAGCUCGGUGAUCGUCAUCCACGAUGGAUCUUCCAAGCUUGAGCUGGAAAGCGAGAUCCAACGUUGAGCAAAAGCAAGCUGUGUCAAGCAAUUGAGACCAUCAAGCUUAGUGCCGAUCACAGCUUGAGCCCAUGUUUGGUACCUGUUGUCGUCCGUUC
Molecule: messenger RNA, 1881 nt
Organism: Boeremia exigua
Lineage: Eukaryota; Fungi; Ascomycota; Dothideomycetes; Pleosporales; Didymellaceae
Product: MFS transporter
Exons: 5
Coding region: 275-1765 (496 amino acids)
Biological process (GO): transmembrane transport
Cellular component (GO): membrane
Molecular function (GO): transmembrane transporter activity
Source: RefSeq, a predicted model, not a curated record